Papilio machaon (common yellow swallowtail) is the source of this 2527-nucleotide messenger RNA. RefSeq lists its product as uncharacterized. The coding region runs from base 53 to 2527 and encodes 824 amino acids. NCBI's taxonomy places the organism in Eukaryota, Metazoa, Arthropoda, Insecta, Lepidoptera, Papilionidae. The record is from RefSeq and is a predicted model, not a curated record. The transcript is spliced from 7 exons. Gene Ontology annotation, molecular function: protein binding. Gene Ontology annotation, biological process: regulation of transcription by RNA polymerase II. Gene Ontology annotation, cellular component: nucleus.
GUCAAAUACAGUACAAACGUAUUGCAUGUAAUAUUUAUUAAUUUAACCUGGAAUGGCACCAAUACGGUACAGUCUCCACUAUGAAGAUUAUUCAGAACACAUAAUGUCCAGGUUUGGAAAACUUUUACAAAUGCAAUCUUUAGUGGACAUGACACUCAUGUGCAGUUCCCACACUUUGCGCGUCCACAAAGCAGUUCUGGCAGCAAGUAGUGCGUAUUUCCAGGAAUUGUUGCAAAAACAAUCUGGAGAACCGCUGAUAAUAUUAAAAAUACGCUUUAGUGUACUUAAAUCAUUGGUAGAGUUCAUGUAUUGUGGAAAAACUCAAUGUCUAGAAGAAAAUUUAGAUGAAUUAGUUUCAGCGGCACAAUUUUUAAAAAUCAAAGGUUUAUCAAAAGUGACGAAAGAAGGUCUCGGAAUUACUAAACACAGCGAGUUGCCAGUGUUCACGCCGCCCGUGGUUAUUAGUCGACCGCCGCAGUCUCUAAUCAAUCUACAUGCUCAGGAUACAAUGGAGGCAAAGCCUCCGCCUGCUCCGCUGACGCCCUCCAGCUCCUGCCAGACCAACGACGCCAUCAAUCGGACUAACAAGGACAUGGUGGUCCGUAUUCCUUUUGACAUCGAAAAUGGCGGUGGAGGCGGCGCGCCCGGCGCAGAGUACGCCGACACGACGCGCACCAUUCGACCACGCAGAGGCAGACCUAGUAUUAGGCGGGCGUCAGGUUGGGAGGGCGGCGGCGCACUUGGCCGCGCCACAGAGCGCGCGCUGCUGCGCAGAGAACAGGACUCCCGCAAGGCCAUACACCAACUCAAGCAUCUACAGACCAGGCACAUGCAGGACUACAUGGACCGAGUGACUCUGUCGCAGGCCGUGGACAGCAUAUGCGACCCGGAGUCUACCACCAACAACUACUUGAACAUCGACAACGACCUCAUGUACAUGGACCAGACCGUGUCCUCCAACGUCCUCGACCAGGGGAUGUCGUUCUCCAAGGACUCCCUGAUAAACGAAACCAUAACGUCGAGCUUCGCCAACACGAGCACGACCAACUCCGGCAGCGAUAACUCCGGCGCCGGCAUCGGCACCGCCAUGUCGCAGUACGUGAACGCUCUGAAGAGCGCCGGCCUGCCCACAGACCUGCCGAUACUCUUCGAAUCUGGCGACGGCUCCUACAUCAAUGUCAAUGAACAGGUCCUCCUAGACAUGGUGCAGAGCAACGAGAUACAAUAUGAAGUAAUCGAGCAGCCAAAUAUAAUUGAAAAAGUUGCCGACCCCAGCGAAAUUAAAAGCAUCGACGAUCUUUCGAAGUCGAUAGAGCGAGGGGAGAUGCUCAUCAACUCGAAGAGCUACAACGACAGCAACUAUGACAAGGAUCCGCAGUACAGUCGGCACGAAGAUGCUAUCAACAGUCUCAGUGCCAUUUUACCUGAUAAUCUAGAACCGUUUGGUGACCAACAGAACUAUGUCGUUCUCGGCCAGGAUCUGCAAGAGAGUCAAUCUAACUUGGAUCCGGUGAACUCGCACGACUUCUCCUGCAUCGACAGUGACAUGCAGUUCUUUACCAAAUCUAUGAGUGACGAUGUCAAAAAGUUUUACGAGGACCAGCAGUUGAGCGAUGCUCGCGUCAUGGAGCAGCUCUGCCCGAGCACAUCGCUCGACACCAGUUUCAACAUGUCUUUGUUGGACUCCAAGAUCUCCAAUCUCAACGAAAACAUGACUCAACCGUACGACUCGUUAAAUAAUGAAGAUUUAAGAAGAAAUGAAGACUGCUACGACUUUAGUUUGCCGCUGCCGCAGAGCUCCGACUUCAAAGAAGAUCCUCUAGACUGUUUGAUUUCCAGUUCGAAACAAAACGAUGACGUCAGAAAUAAUUUCAACGACCACGACGAGUUAGACAAGAGGGUGCAGGAGAGAGACGAUUUAAUUAAAGAUUUAAUGAACAUAGAAGAAAAGAUUAAGCUCGAAAGCAGAACUGAUAAGAAAGAAACGUCGACAAUGAAUAACGAUUUUAACGUUGAAGAGGUUUUUCAGAAAGAAGUAUGUGAUAUGAACCAAACGCAGUACAACACGAGUGCAGCGGAAACAACAAAAGACCACGAACAGACUAAUUUACAAUGGGACAAUGUAACGGUAAGCGAAAAUGUUCUUGAAAAAAAUUGUGAACCAGAGAAUGUUUCAAAUAAUUUGAAUAAAUCAAAUAAUAAUCUACAUGACGACAAAAAUAAUAGCGCUACGUAUUCAGAUCCUAUAAUAGAUCUGACGGAACGCAUAGACUCGUCCAAUCAAUGGGAUGAUAUAUUACAUGAAAAUGAAGUAAAUAAAGAAAACUUAGUGCCUUGUUCAAAUCAUGACAGUUCGAGACUAGAAGGAGACAUACCGUUUGCAGUCGGCUUGCUGCCGCUGAAACAUGUUCAAAACACAGAUGACGAAGUUUUGCUAAAAAGAAAAGUACCCAACGAUUCUGAUAGCUUAGGUACUGUGGAUGCAAAAUGUUUAAAACGUAAGAUUAAACACAAAAAAUUGUCAUAA